Messenger RNA from Colletotrichum abscissum, 297 nucleotides. RefSeq lists its product as uncharacterized. The coding region runs from base 1 to 297 and encodes 98 amino acids. The record is from RefSeq and is a predicted model, not a curated record. NCBI's taxonomy places the organism in Eukaryota, Fungi, Ascomycota, Sordariomycetes, Glomerellales, Glomerellaceae. The transcript is spliced from 2 exons.
AUGAUUGGGCCCACCAGCAACGGCUACGCCUGUUUUGACUACAGCGAAGUCGAGUCAAUAACGGCACUGACGAAGGGUUAUUGCGAUGCGCAGCGACACCUCGACGUGCUGUCGUCCUGGCCGUCGGAAGAAAAUGCCAGCUUCUACCAGAGGUGGCGCUUCCGUCACACAAUCUUGCAGACUCAACCGUACCCGGACGAAGGGCCAACUUCUCAAGCGCAGCUGCCCAGUGGCGACGAGGCUGCAACAGUCGACGUGGACAUGAUAGACAUGCGUUCCAUUGACCGCUGUGCUUGA